Molecule: messenger RNA, 2778 nt
Organism: Vicia villosa (hairy vetch)
Lineage: Eukaryota; Viridiplantae; Streptophyta; Magnoliopsida; Fabales; Fabaceae
Exons: 3
Coding region: 1-2778 (925 amino acids)
Source: RefSeq, a predicted model, not a curated record
AUGGGAAGAAGAUUCCGAGGCCCUCUCAAAAAGGCCAAAGAAGUCGAUAUCCCAGAAGAGACUGAGCAAGAUGACAAUGUUAGUGGUAAGACUGAUCAGAAGAGCAAUGGUUCUGUCAAGCAAGAUGAAGAAGAAGAAGAGUACUAUGAUGAUGAAGAGUAUCCAGAAGAUAAGUACAGACAGUUGGAGGAACGAAUGAAGGCUGUAGAAAUCCAGAAGAUCCCAGGGUUAGACUUUGAGGAACUAGGGCUCAUCUCAGGAGUUGUGAUUCCUCCAAAGUUCAAAACUCUGACCUUUGCGAAGUAUGAUGGAGUCUCUUGUCCGAAACUGCACCUAAAGUCAUAUGUGAGGAAGAUCCAACCUCACACUGCUGACAAGAUGUUGUUGAUCCAUUUGUUCCAAGAGAGUUUGACAGGAACUCAACUCGAAUGGUACUAUCAGCUGGAGAGUACCAAUAUCCGUACUUGGGAGGACUUGGUUGUUGCUUUCUACAAGCAAUACCAAUAUAACUCUGAUCUCGCACCGACUCGUACACAAUUGCAGAACAUGUCCAUGGGUCCAAGAGAAAGUUUCAAGGAGUAUGCUCAAAAGUGGAGAGACUUGGCUGGCAUAGUUCAACCUUCUCUAACAGAUAGGGAGCUGGUAGAUAUGUUCAUGGGUACUUUGACUGGUCCAUUUUAUAGUUAUUUGCUGGGAAGCUCAUCAGCUGGUUUUACUGAUUUGAUAUUGACUGGUGAACGUGUUGAAAGUGGCAUCCGAAGUGGGAAAAUUCAGGUGGCCACCUCUUCUGGUGUUACGAAGAAGCCUUAUAGUGGAAAGACUGAAGCUAAUGCUGUGCACAGUCAGAGGGGUCGCAACAGAAAUGACAGUAGCCAUUCUGUCGGGGCUGUCUUAAUCUCUACACCAACACCUCGACAAAAUCAACAACAGGGAUACCAGCGUAGACAAGACGCGCCUAGAAGAAACUUUACAAAGAUCAAUAUGUCUUUGAAUCAAGCAUGGCAACACUUGCUGAAGGCAAAGUUACUUGCGCCAAUAGCUCCACCAAACAUCAAUACAUCUUCUCCUCGCUAUGAUCCCAACGCAAGAUGUGCUUACCAUUCUGACUGCCAUGACAAAGCUGUUGAUAAAGAAUCCUAUGUUACUAAUGUGAUGAGUCUGACUACUCCACUCCCUCUUAUCAAGAAGAAGCUGUUGCAAGCCGGUUUAUUUCCGGGUUGCAUUGAAGACUGUUAUGACUGCUCGUCUCAACCAAAUGGUUGUACAAGGUUGAAGAUUGGUAUUCAAUGCCUGAUGGAUAAUCGAAAGAUCAUGUUUGAAAAGGUGCCUUCUGUGGAAAAAUUAUGUGAAGAUCUAGCCCAGAACUUGAAAAUUGAAGACGUGUCCGUAAUUUCCAAGACUCCUAUCAGAAUCCCUACCAAGGCCCCCAUAAGGAUCACUGCUGAGCCCAAGGUAGCUCCCUUGAUCAUUACCAAGCCUGGUCCUAUCCCGUACUCCUCUGACAAGGCUGUCCCUUGGAGCUAUGGUAAUGAUGUGUAUAUUCAUGGUGUGAAACAAGAAGCCCUGAAUGAUGAGCCUGUCAAAGUUCCUAGUCCCGACAUCGACAAUAUUGUAGGGACCAGUAAGGUUACAAGAAGUGGAAGAAUUUUCUCUCCAGAAAUCUCCCCCGGUGCCAAUACCUCAACUCAAGUCCCUGUUCCUGAUUCAACUGCUGAUAUGCGAGGGAAAAGGUCAAUGCUGGAGCCAGUUCAGACACCGGUAGAAGCUACUGCUGAAGAAGUCUCUCAGAAGGAAAUGGAUGAAAUUCUGAAGAUCAUCCGGAAGAGUGAUUACGAUGUGAUCGAGCAGUUGGGGCACACUUCCUCCAAGAUAUCCAUGCUAUCAUUGUUAACUUGUUCUGAGGCCCAUGCUAAGGCUUUGAUGAAGUUUCUAAAAGCGGCGCACGUGCCACAGGAGAUUUCUGUUAAUCAAUUUGAGAACUGCGUUGCAAGUUUGACAACGAACAAUUACUUGGGGUUUUCUGAUGCUGAUCUGACUCCUGCUGGAAAGAGUCAUAACAAAUCCUUGCACAUCUCCAUUGAGUGUAAGGGUACUACUUUGUCCCAUGUGCUGGUGGAUAAUGGCUCCUCGCUGAAUGUAUUGCCUAAAUCGGUGCUGGAUAGACUUGAUUCCGAAGGGAUAGUGCUAAUGCCCAGUAAUGUGGUGGUAAAGGCUUUCGAUGGGUCGAAGAGUACAGUCUAUGGAGAGGUUGAGCUCCCAAUCAGAAAGUUGAAGUACCUUGCAAAUGGCAAGAUCGUCACUGUGCAUGGGGAAGAAGAGUAUGUGGUUAGCUGUGUGAAUGAGUACAAGUAUAUCGAAGUGAACGGCGAAUUCAUCGAGACUCCUUGCCAGACUUUUGAAUUGGUUCCUCAAGUUGUCUCUACCGCCAAGCACACUCCUACUGUUCCUAAAGUUACCUGGAUCCCUUCAACAAUGGCUUCUCUGAAGGAUGCUAAGGCUGUAGUUGAAGAAGGUGGUUGUACUGUUUGGGGCCAACUCAUUGAUGUCCCGUAUAAAUCUGACAAGCUUGGCUUAGGUUGUCCUGCUGGAACUCAGAAGAAUAAUCGUUACACUCGUCCUGGAGGGUUAAUGUCUCAUUUCGUCAGCAAAGGAGUCAAUGCCUUGGAAGAUGGGGAGAGCAACUGCAAUCUAGACAAGUGGAUCUUCCCGACACCUGAUCAUGGGCUGAACAACUGGAAGACCGAAGAUGUUACCUCUAUCUCCUUCAACCAGGAGUAA